Salvelinus fontinalis (brook trout) is the source of this 6965-nucleotide messenger RNA. Its product is annotated as probable E3 ubiquitin-protein ligase TRIML1. Gene Ontology annotation, molecular function: protein binding. Lineage: Eukaryota; Metazoa; Chordata; Actinopteri; Salmoniformes; Salmonidae. The transcript has 5 exons. Bases 1107 to 2189 code for a protein of 360 amino acids. The record is from RefSeq and is a predicted model, not a curated record.
CCAUGUUUUAUUUCAUAGUUUUGAUGUCUUCACUAUUAUUCUACAAUGAAUAAAAUAGUAAAAAAAUAAGAAAAACCCGUGAAUGAAUGAGUAGGUGUGUCCCAACCUUUGACUGGUGCUGUGUAUAUAUAAAUAUACCUAUUUUAAUAUUUUUACAUUCUUUGCUUUCAGGCCCAUGUGGAAGGGGUUGUAUGGGGAGGGUUUUCUUUUCCUGUUGAUACAGCAUUUAUUAUCACUUAAACUCUGUAUGUAUUUCUUACUGGGGUUGUUUUCUUCUUCUUUUGAGUGGCAGCCUACAGGUACAUAAUGGGGUUCACACAAGUAUACCAAAUGUUAUACAAUAUGUAGGAUUUCCCGGACACAGAUUAACUCUAGUCCUGGACUAAAUAGAAUGCUCAAUGGAGAGCUGUGACAUCAUGAUGGACGUCACAUUGUCAUCUAGUGAUUUCCAUUGGCAAAUAUUGACCAAUCCAAAACUAAAAUCAUGGAAAAGAGUUGACAACAAUGACACUGGAACUUGGAAGACAGAUGCCUGAUGACCUGCAUGGUCUGUCUGGAGUCAAGGUGAAUACUUUCUAGGGGAGAAUGAAGGGGUCCAUUGACAUAACCAUAUAUAUAUAAUAACUAGAAAGGAUAAUUCCCUCAGACCACAGCAAUUUGACUGCACCCUCAUGGGUACACCCAAUAUGGCUCAUAGAAUGGGCCAAUACCGUUCUAGUGACUAUAUUUCUAUGGACACAACCCUACCCACUAUACUCUGGGACCUGAGCUUGUAGAGGCAUGGGAUUGUUAAAGAGUGCCAGGUGCCCACUUUAACAAUCCCAUGCCUACUUAUAUAGGUAUGGUAUGUACUGUAUGAGACAGGCUAUUCUAUAAACAGAGGAAGAGAGACAAGCAGACAGACACACGGGCUGUAAGUGAAUGUAGUCUAUACUGAUUUAAGACUCAUUGACACAGGACUAGAAGUCUUUGGUUUAUUACAACUUCCCUUUGCAAUUUCGUCAGCUUUUCUUCAUUGGUAUAACUGAUCAUCUCACUUAGAAUAAGGCUUUGAAGAUGAAGACUCAGGAUCAGGUGUGUGCUACUUUUUUUUCAUUCCUCAGGAGAUGCAGGUGAAGCACAAGGAAUGUCUGAAGAGGCAAAGAGAGGCUGUGAAGCUCCGAAUGAAGAAACUAAGUGCUAAGCAAACUGAAAUCAUUAAAAAGUCCUCAGCAAUGAGGGAGAGUAUAAAGAAGAAGUAUGAGGACAUCCAGAGGGUUCUGAAUGAGGACCUCAGGAUGACUCUGACCCAACUGGAGAUGGAGGAGAGAGCUGCAGUCACAGCCCUGGAGGACCUAAUGGAAAAUAAUUGUAUUAUCAUCCAGGAGAUAGAGCAGGAUCUGGCUAGGCUCAGCGCUGAGCUGGCCCAGGGGGACAUUCUUCUGCCUGAUACAAUGGACACAGAGAUAGAAGGCAGAGUGAUGGAUCUGCUGAGCAGGACAGACCCCAGCAAAGUGAACCUGGAUGAGCCUAAAGCUGACCAAAUUCUCAGCCUCACCAACAAUAUGCUGCUACUCAUCCACUCCCAGACCCCCAUUAUCAAGAGACUCAUCAAGAGCUAUUCUACAGAGGUGUCCCUGGACCCAGAGACAGCGCACCCCAAGCUGGUCAUCUCCCUGCGCGGUGACAGUGCCACCUACACAGACACUUGGCAGGAACUACCAGAGCUCCCAGGACGCUUUGACACCACCCUCAACGUGAUCAGCCUGCAGGGCUUCAGCUCCGGGCGUCACUACUGGGAGAUAGAUGUGGCUGGGAAGACUUACUGGGAGCUGGGCCUCACCUACCCCACCAUCUCCCGCAAGGGCCGGGCCGAGAACUGCUGGCUGGGCCGCGGCUCUGACUCCUGGGCCAUGGAAUUCUUUGACGGGGAGUACACAGCCUGGCAUGGUGGGGUGCCCCACCAGCUGCCUGUCACGAAACACUUAAGCCGUAUUGGGGUCCUGUGUAGUUUCCCAGCGGGCCUAGUGUCUUUCCUGGGGGCGGACAGCAUGACCCCUCUGUUCUCGUUUUGUGUGGGGGCGUUCAAGGACUGUCUCCACCUGGCAUUGUGCCCAGGUCACGACCACAACGGCACGAACGCCAAACCCAUUUUAAUCUGUAACGCACCUCCAACAACUAGUUCUUUCCAGAAUGCCCAAGAAUGCUGACUCUGCUCUUUAUGAUACUCAAAGGGGGAUGAUUCCCUUUUUAAGCGAUUUUAUCUCAACACGUAUUCUGACCUUGAAUUUAGGCAUGAGAAUAGCACACUAUUCACCCGCUUUUCUUUUGGGGUGGAUAUCUAAUCUAAUGAAGGUGUGGCAGAGGUGUCUACAGAUUCGCCGUAUUCUGACCUCGACUUCAUGUCCUAAUAAUUCAGCCACCUUUAUGCAAGAGAAAAAAGUAUCAACUUAAUAUUUUCCAAUAGAAAUAACACCAUUCUCCAUUCAGUGUAAUUCACAAUUUCAUGAGAGCUAAUGAUAAAAGCUAGGUAAAUUAGUAAUCCAUUUGGAUAAAUAUUAAUGAUACUUGUUUUAGAUAUAUUUUAUCUUAUAAUCACUGGAGACAAUUGUGAAACCAGUCAUAUGGCAGCAAAUUUAAGCAUAUCGACAUAUCAACUUUCUCACAGUAAAGAUUCUGAAAUGCAUUAUGCAGAAUUUUAAUUGUACAUCCUUUUAACUUGCAGGGAUGGGCCCUCUUGAAUAUCUUAAUUAUAGGCUACCCCAACUUUCUCUGUUUCCUAUUUCGAUUAUGUUAAAUAUUAGCCACUAUCAGUAUUGACAGUCAGUAGGCUUAAUAACAACACAUCUGCCAUUCUGCCCUUGAGCAAGGCAGUUAACCCCCAACAAAAAUUGCUCCCCGGGUGCCGAUGAUGUCGUUUAAAGCAUCCCCCGCACCUCUUGGGUUAAAUGUGGAAGACACAUUUCGGUUGAAUGCAUUCAGUUGUGCAACUGACUAGGUAUCCCCUUUUCCUUGAAUAACUGAAUGUGGCACUUUUCAGAAUGAAUCAAACCAAUGUCUUCUGUCUUUUGUGAUUCAUAAAUGUGACCGACAGGCUCAAAUCGGGCUUAUGUAGCAAAAUUUGAAAUUGUGUUUUUUACAUUGGAUAAAAGUAGAGACAAAAUGGUAUAUCAUACACUACAGUUGAGGAACAAUGGGAAAGUAAUUUUGCUUUGAAAGUUGAUAAACUUGUAAACUCAUUUUUGAGAAAAUGUCCUUUAAAUGUUUUGGAACUAGUACUGGAGAGCCCUUCCUAGUCAACACCCAUUCAGCAUCGUUCACAACCUCUUAAAACGUCUUAUGGCUAGGGGUACCGGCAUUCCGCUGAAAAGGCAGAGCGCGAAAUUCAAAAAUAUUUUGGGGAAAUAUGUCACUUUCAUACAUUCACAAGUGCAACACACCAAAUUAAAGCUUAACUUCUUGUUAAUCUACCCAUCGUGUACGAUUUCAAAAAGACUUUACAGCGAUAGCACACCAUAUGAUUAUGUUAGGUCAGAGCCUAGUCACAAAAACACACACAGCCAUUUAUCAGCCAAAGAGAGGAGUCACAAAAAGUAGAAAUAGAGAUAAAAUUAAUCACUAACCUUUGAUGAUCUUCAUCAGAUGGCACUCAUAGGACAUCAUGUUACACAAUACAUGCAUGUUUUGUUCGAUAAAGUUCAUAUUUAUAUCCAAAAAUCUCAGUUUACAUUGGCGCUUUAUGGUCAGUAAUGCGAAUUUUCAGAGAGCCACAUCAAUUGCCAGAAAUACUCAUAAUAAAGUAUAAAGUAUUAUGCACAUAAUUAUAGAUAUACUUCUCCUUAAUGCAACCACUGUGUCAGAUUUCAAAAAAGCUUUACGGACACAAAAACAAGCCAUGCAGAUACCCGCCAUGUUGUGGAGUCAGUAAAAGUCAGAAAUAGCGUUAUAAAUAUUCACUUACCUUUGAUGAUCUUCAUCAGAAUGCACUCCCAGGAAUCCCACUUCCACUAUAAAUGGUUGUUGUGUUCGAUAAAGUCCAUCAUUUAUGUCCAAAUACCUCCUUUUGUUAGUGCGUUUGAUAACAAAUCCAAACUCACGAGGCGCGGGCAAGUCCAGGCGAAAGUUCAGACGAAAAGUUCAAAAAGUUAUAUUACAGUUCGUAGAAACGAUGUAUAGAAUCAAUCUUUAGGAUGUUUUUAACAUAAAUCUUCAAUAAUGUUCCAACCGGAGAAUUCCUUUGUCUUGAGAAUUGCAAUGGAAUGCAGGUCGCUCUCACGUGUGGGAGCGUGAUCAGCUCAUGGGACUCUGGCAGGCCUCUGGUUGAUUCAGCUCUCAUUUGCCCCCACUUCACAGUAGAAGCCUCAAACAAGGUUCUAAAGACUGUUGACAUCUAGUGGAAGCCUUAGGAAGUGCAAUAUGACCCCAUAGACACUGUAUAUUCGAUAGGCGAUGAGUUGAAAAACUACAAACCUCAGAUUUCCCACUUCCUGGUUGGAUUUUUCUCAGGUUUUCACCUGCCAUAUGAGUUCUGUUAUACUCACAGACAUCAUUCAAACAGUUUUAGAAACUUCAGAGUGUUUUCUAUCCAACACUACUAAUAAUAUGCAUAUAUUAGCUUCUGGGCCUGAGUAGCAGGAAGUUUACUCUGGGUGCGCUUUUCAUCCGAACAUGAAAAUGCUGCCCCCUAUCCCAAACAGGUUGCUUUAGCCCCACCCAUCUCUUUAAGGGUUGAUCCAAGCUUCCUGUACUACCAACAGCAAUCAAGCACCCAAGCUAACUUGCUAGUUACUUCCAGACACAAAUGAGAGAACAGCUCACUCAACAUUACUCGCCCUAGCAGAGCUGGUUAGGCUGUUAUGUUAUCCAGAGCUUUGGUGACUGCAACUGUGCUGUCAGAUUAUCGGAGCGUUCAGAGCGCACACUGGACGCUAUGGCCGAUGAGUAGGGUUGAUCUGAACGUUCUGACCUCACAGUAGUGAAGCACCCAAACUAACUGGCUAACAUUGGCUAGCUUGCUAGCUACUUCCAGACACAUAAUGAGAGAACAUCCCACUCUGACCACUUAUUUUGUGGUCCCAAAAAGAGACGGAGGAUUUCAACCGAUUCUGGACCUCCGCAACCUCAAUGGGUACUUGAAGGUACUGAGGUUCCACAUGUUGUCCCCAGCCGUGUGUUGCAGGCUGUGUCCAGGGACCAGUGGUUUGUGACGCUGGACCUGAGGGUUGCGUACUUCCAUGUUCCUGUUCACCCAGCUCAGUGGCAGUACCUUCGAUUCGCUUUCGAAGGGACGGUUCUUCCCUUCAGUCUCUCCUUGGCACCCCGCACUUUCACAAAGUGUUGAUUCCCAAUUACCUGGACGAUUGACUGAUUUGUGCCCUGACCAGGACACAGGUCCUAUCAGACAGAGACAUGCUCCUGACCCACAUCGGCGGGCUGGGUAUUACUGUAACCGACAAGAACAGUCGUCUGACGCCCACCCAGAGAGUGGCCUUCAUUGGCAUGGAGCUGGACUCAGUCCUCAUCAGAGCACGCCUGUCCACCAGAAGGGUUCAGGCAAGCUCACCUUGCCUCGAUCACUUUUGGAAGGGGCGGGUGGUAUCCGCCCUAACCUGCCAACGCCUGUUGGGCUUACUGACAGCGGCCUCAUUGUUGAUUCCCCUGGGCCUGCUCCAUCUCCGGCCUCUUCAACAGUGGUUCAACUCCCACCGGCUGCACUCGAAGUGCCACUGUCACCGCCAGCUGCGGAUGACCACACAGUGCCUCAUGGCAUUGUUGAGGUGGCGCUGUCACUCCUUUCUCUCAGGUGAGGUGGAGAUGCUGAGGAUGUGCUGCCGGCAGCUGGUCAGCACUGCAUUGUCGUCACCUUUCGUUUAUUCUUUAUUUGUUUUGUCUUUGCUAAAGUUUCUUUAUUCUUUAAUGAAUAUGUGGAACUCAACGUACGCUGCGCCUUGGUCCGACAGUUAUUAUUACGAACAACGUGACAGUUCUUGUAACGGGUGACGCUCUCCUCAUCCUCGGAUGAGGUGAGGAGAGAAGGAUCCUCAGACCAAAACGCAGGCUUUGGGAAAUAAGCCAUCUUUAUUUAACAACGAUGAUGGCAACACGAAACGAAACAAAACACUUUCAAACUACAAAACAAGAAAACGACGUUGAACGAAACCUGAACAUAAACUUACAUAACUAAACAUAAACUUACGUACAGGAAACGGACGACAUCGAAACGAAACAAACAAACGCUACAGUCCCAUGUGGUACGAACAUACAUACAGACAUAGGAGACAAUCACCCACAAACAAACAGUGAGAAUGCCCUACCUAAAUAUGACUCUUAGAGGCAAACGCAAACCACCUGCCUCUAAUCAAGAGCCAUACCAGGCAAACCAAAACCAACAUAGAAACAGAUAACAUAGAAUGCCCACCCAACCUCACGUCCUGACCAACUAACACACAAAAACUAACAUAAAUAGGUCAGGAACGUGACAGUACCCCCCCCACAAGGUGCGAACUCCGGACGCACCAGCACAAAGUCUAGGGGAGGGUCUGGGUGGGCAUCUAACCACGGUGGUGGCUCAGGCUCCGGGCGCGGUUCCCACCCCACCAUAAUCCAUCCUAGCCUCCUCCCUCCAAGCAUGUCCACCCUCUUUCUUCCCCCACAAAAUCCUCUUAAUAACACAUCUAAUAAUGACAACACCGGGACAGAGAGAUAAAUCAAGACAGAGGGAUAGAUAAGAAUAUAGAAGUAGAUAAAGAUCGAGAGGGAGAUCAGGAUAGAGGGGCAACUCCGGACUGAAAGGCAGCUCCGGACAGAGAGACAGCUCUGGACUGAUGGGCAGUUCUGGGUAUCUAGCCUUUUCAGGCUGAAGGUCAGCUCAUGGCUGACUGACGAAUCUCGACGCUCAUGGCUGGCUGACGGCUCUCGACGCUCAUGGCAGGCUGACGGCUCUCGACGCUCAUGGCAGGCUGACGGCUCUCGACGCUCAUGGCGCU